Leishmania braziliensis MHOM/BR/75/M2904 is the source of this 390-nucleotide messenger RNA. RefSeq lists its product as hypothetical. Gene Ontology annotation, cellular component: RNA polymerase I complex; RNA polymerase II, core complex; RNA polymerase III complex. Bases 1 to 390 code for a protein of 129 amino acids. The transcript has a single exon. The record is from RefSeq and is a predicted model, not a curated record. Gene Ontology annotation, biological process: DNA-templated transcription. NCBI's taxonomy places the organism in Eukaryota, Euglenozoa, Kinetoplastea, Trypanosomatida, Trypanosomatidae. Gene Ontology annotation, molecular function: DNA-directed RNA polymerase activity; DNA binding.
AUGCUGCGCUCCGAAGUGCUUGACGCCGAGGUAGCGAAGAGUGUCGGCGCCCAUUCCGCCGCGGUGACACCGUUUGCGGAGCGGCGCAGCGGUCUGUACUUGACCAAGUUCGAAGUUGCCCGCAUCAUCGGCGAGCGCGCCAAGCAGAUCACCAGCGGUGCCGCCAUGUCGCUUCCUGGUACCACGACUGGACUUGAUUCUGUGGAGAUAGCGGAGCGCUGCACAAACCCGCGCUCGCUUGCUGUAGAUCCAGUCAUGAUGGCCAAGUACGACCUCCUGCAGCGUAAAAUUCGAAUGCUGGUGCGCCGCACAUGGCCGGAUGGUGUCGUUGAAACGAUUCCCGUGAAUGAGCUCAUGGUGGACGUGACGAUGCUGAACCUACAGUACUAG